AUGAAGGAAGAGGUGAAGGGAAUUCCUGUGAGAGUGGCAUUGCGUUGCCGCCCUCUGGUCCCUAAAGAGAUUGGCGAAGGCUGUCAGAUGUGCCUGUCCUUUGUGCCUGGGAAGCCUCAGGUGGUGAUUGGUACUGAUAAAUCCUUUACCUAUGAUUAUGUGUUUGACCCCUCCACUGAACAGGAGGAGGUCUUCAACACAGCAGUAGCACCUCUCAUUAAAGGUAUAUUUAAGGGUUACAAUGCCACUGUCCUGGCUUAUGGACAGACUGGCUCCGGAAAAACCUACUCUAUGGGAGGUGCAUAUAGUGCAGAUCAAGGCUCUGAACAGACCGUCGGGGUCAUUCCUAGAGUAAUACAACUUCUUUUCAAAGAAAUGGAUGAAGAGAGAGACUCUGAGUUUACACUGAGCGUGUCUUACUUGGAGAUUUACAACGAAGAAAUUUUGGACCUUCUAUGCUCACCUUGCGAGAAAGCUUCUCAAAUACAUAUUCGGGAGGAUCCCAAGGCGGGAAUAAAGAUUGUGGGACUCACCGAGAGGACGGUUUCAGAUGCCUCUGACAUGGUUUCCUGUUUGGAGCAGGGAAACAACUCUAGGACUGUAGCUGCCACAGCUAUGAAUUCACAGUCUUCCCGCUCCCAUGCUAUCUUCACAAUUUCCGUAAGGCAAAGGAAGAAAACGGACACGAACAGCAGCUUUCACUCGAAGCUGUGUCUGGUAGAUCUCGCUGGAUCAGAAAGACAGAAGAAAACCAAGGCGGAAGGUGACCGCCUGAAAGAGGGCAUUCAUAUUAACCAAGGACUCCUGUGCCUGGGAAAUGUAAUCAGUGCUCUUGGGGAUGGCAAAAAGGGUGGGUUUGUGCCCUACAGAGAUUCCAGGUUAACUCGCCUGCUUCAAGAUUCUCUGGGAGGCAACAGCCACACUCUUAUGAUUGCCUGUGUGAGUCCUGCUGAUUCCAGUCUAGAGGAAACAUUAAACACCUUACGCUAUGCCGACAGAGCCAGAAAAAUCAAGAAUAAACCUGUAGUUAAUACUGAUCCCCAGACAGCUGAACUUAAUCACCUGAAGCGUCAGGUUAAACAGCUGCAGGUCUUGUUGCUACAGACUCGCGGAGGAAGCCUGCCCGGAUCUAUAAAUCUGGAACCAUCUGAGACUCUCCGAUCUCUGAUGGAGAAGAAUCAGUCUCUGGUUGAAGAGAAUGAAAAAUUAAGCCAUGCUCUGAGUGAGGCAGCUGGUCAGACAGCCCAGAUGUUGGAAAGGAUCCUUACAACAGAACAAGCAAAUGAAAAAAUUAACACCAAGCUACAAGAGCUCAGGCAUCACGCAGCCUGCAAACUGGAUCUUCAAAAGCUUAUGGAGACUUUGGAAGACCAGGAACUAAUAGAAAAUGUAGAGACAAUUCAUAGUCUGCAACAAGUGAUCAUUCAUCUAUCAGAUGAAACUGUUGCUUUCCUGGCUGCAGCCACUGAAUCGGCAAUGGAACUAGAUGCUCAAGUGGUCGACCGUCCAGAGACUAGUAGGUCUUGUGAUUCUUUCACCACCCAGUAUGCUCUGCGUCAAGCUCAGAUGGCUAAGGAACUCACUGAGUUGAAUAAAGCCCUUACACUGAAAGAGGCCCUAGCUAGGAAGAUAACUUUCAGUGGCCAACUACAGCCCAUUCAGGGACAGUAUGAGGCUAACAUCAAAAGUCUAGAGUCAGAAGUCAGCAUUCUGCAGAAGGAAAAGGAACAAUUACUUCUGGAACUUCAGACGGCCAAGAAGGAUGUCAACCAAACCAAGUUGAGUGAGCACCGUCGCAGAUGUCUACAAGACCUGGAGGCUCAAAUAGCUGGUUUGAAGAAGAAGCUAAACGAACAGUCCAAGCUUCUGAAACUGAAGGAGUCCACAGAGAAUACUGUCUCCAAACUGACUCUGGAGAUACAGAUGAUGAAAACCCAGCGAGUACAGUUAAUGCGUCAGAUGAAGGAAGAUGCUGAGAAGUCUAGACAGUGGAAGCAACAAAAGAACAAAGAAGUAAUCCAGUUAAAAGAACAAGACCGCAAGAGGCGAUACGAGCUGCUUAAGCUUGAAAGAGACUUCCAGAAACAGUCCAAUGUGCUCAGGCGCAAAACUGAAGAGGCAGCAGCUGCCAACAAGCGGCUCAAGGAUGCCCUCCAAAAGCAACAAGAAGCCACAGACAAACGGAAAGAAACUCAGAGCCGGGGAAUAGAAAGCACAGAAGCACGAGUGAAGAACUGGCUUAGAAAUGAAAUUGAAGUUAGGAUCAGUACCGAGGAAGUCAAACUACAUCUGAAUGACCUUCUGGAAGAGCGAAAGAUCCUGGCCAUGAAUGUGGCUCAACUGAGAGAAAAUAAGGAACCUGGCGAGAACCCACCCCCUAAACUCCAGAGGAGUGCAUCCAAUAGUGAUGAAGUAUGUGGUCAUGUGUCAGAGCUAGAGAAUUCUAUUACAAAGCAGAUAAGAAGCCUAGAGUCUGAAAUGGAACUCAGGAGUGCUCAGAUUGCAGACCUACAGCAAAAGCUCCUGGAUGCAGAAAGUGAAGACAGGUCAAAACGACACUGGGAGAAUAUCACUACAAUUCUGGAAGCCAAAUGUGCCCUAAAAUAUUUGGUUGGAGAGCUGGUCUCCUCUAAACUAUGUGUCAGUGAGCUUGAAAGCAACCUGAAACAGACCCAGGCCAGCUGUUCUAAAAUGCAGAUGAUGCUGUUUGAGGAGCAGAGUCAUCUUGUUGUGGUAGAGACAGAGUUGAAAGCUGAGUUGCUUAAGGUGGAGCAAAAGCACCAAGAGACGGUGCUGGCCCUUCUCAGUCAGCUGCAGCAAAGGCCAACAGCAGAGAAGCCGCCAGAGGUGUGGGUGAGUGGGAAGGAACAGCAGCUGCUGGACACAUUGCAGUGUCAGGACGAACAGGUUAGGAAAAUGCAAGAAUUGUGUGAGCAAAACCAGCAGCUUCUCCAAGAGAAUGAAAUCAUCACACAGAAACUGACCCUCCUUCAAGGGGCCAAAGGCCAGAAACUUCAUCUCGGCAAGGAUGGCCUUCAAUCUCCAGAUUCUUCCUUUGAUUACAUCCCAACUCUGCCCAAACCAUCCCGUGUUAGAGACAAGUUCCUGGAACAGAGCAUGGACACUGAGAAUUCUGCAAAUGAGUCUGAAGAUGGUGAUGCAGAUGAUGAGGAGUGGAAACCAAGGAAACUGGCUAAAGUGCCCAGGAAGACCAUGCAAGGGUGCUCCUGCAGGGGAUGGUGUAAGAACAGACACUGUGGGUGCAGGAAACAAGGGGUGGACGACACUGUGACCUGUGGCUGUGACCCCACUAAGUGCCGGAACCUCCAGAAAGAACAAGAUAGCUUGGGUACUAUUGAGUGGAACCAGGAUUCUGAAGGCUCCUUCAAACUGGAGGAUCCUACAGAGGUGACCCCAGGACUGAGCUUCUUCAACCCUGUCUGUGCCACUCCCAAUGCCAAGACCCUAAAAGAGACAUGUGAUAUGGAUCAGGUUCUGUUAAGGAAGACUGCUCUUGCAGUUUCUUUAGACCCCCCAGACAUAAAAUACAGAGCAACAGAAUCCCAGGAAAAUAAGGCCACAAGAAAGAAGAAGAAACGAGCUCUGACCAACAACAGCAGCUUCUUUUCUGGCUGCUCUCCUACCACAGAAGAGAACCCCUGA
Molecule: messenger RNA, 3663 nt
Organism: Cricetulus griseus (Chinese hamster)
Lineage: Eukaryota; Metazoa; Chordata; Mammalia; Rodentia; Cricetidae
Source: RefSeq, a predicted model, not a curated record